GCGCCCUCCCUCCGCUCGCAUCCGAUGGCUGUCUCUAGGUGAUUUAGUGCCGCCAGUCUCGAGCAGGUGUCCAACAUGGCGAUCACGGGAAACGGAUCUCUCACUAUUUUUCUCUCUGUUUUCGUGAUUUCAGCGGCGUUUCUUCUAAAAGGAGCCGCUGAGACCUUGUCAGUUGAAGGUCAGAACCUGGGGACCGAUAAUGUGUCAGUGAUCGAGGGGGAGAUGGCGACCAUCAGCUGCAGGGUGAAGAACAAUGAUGACUCAGUCAUCCAACUCCUCAACCCCAACAGACAGACCAUCUACUUCAGAGACGUCAGACCCCUGAAGGACAGCCGGUUCCAGCUGGUGAAUUUCUCCGACAACGAGCUGCGGGUGUCUCUGUCCAACGUGUCACUGUCAGAUGAGGGACGCUAUGUGUGCCAGCUCUACACAGACCCUCCUCAGGAGGCCUACGCAGACAUCACUGUGCUGGUCCCACCAGGCAGUCCAAUCAUGGAUUCCCAAGAGGAUGUGGUCAGUGAGGGGAACGAGACAGAGCUCACCUGUACAGCCAUGGGCAGCAAGCCUGCCGCCUCCAUCAGAUGGAUGAAAGGAGAGCAGGAGCUGACAGGCAAGAUGACGGUGGAUGAGACCUACGACGGGAUGUUCACAGUCACCAGUCGGCUGAGACUCACCGUGUCCAAGGAGGACGACGGAGCGCCAGUCAGCUGCAUCAUCGACCACCCAGCCGUGAAGGACCUCCGGGCACAGAGAUACCUGGAAGUGCUAUAUCAACCAGAAGUGAAGAUUGUUCAGGCGUUCCCUGAAGGUUUAACAAGAGAGGGAGAGAAUCUAGAGCUGACGUGCAUAGCAAAUGGCAAACCACAGCCCCAUCAGAUCAGCUGGCUCAGAGUGGAUGAUGAUGUGCCGUCUCACACCGUGAUCACCGGCUCUGACCUCUUCAUCGAAAACCUCAACAAGUCAUACAACGGCACGUAUCGCUGUGUGGCCUCCAAUGCCGUGGGAGAGGCCUACGAUGACUACAUCCUCUUCGUAUACGAUGCUCCUACCACGAUCCCCACACCCACCACCUUGAACCUAGACAACACCCAAGACUCCAGAGCUGGCGAGGGAGCGCCACAGAAGAUAGACCACGCUGUCAUCGGAGGCGUGGUUGCCGUGGUGAUGUUCGCUAUCCUCUGUGCACUCAUCAUCCUGGGGCGCUACUUCGCCAGACACAAAGGCACCUACUUCACACAUGAAGCCAAAGGGGCAGACGACGCAGCAGAUGCAGACACGGCCAUCAUUAAUGCAGAGGGGGGACACAACAACACGGAAGAGAAGAAGGAGUACUACAUCUAAUGAUGAGAGGCCAGGGGGGGGUGUUAUGGUGGGGGGUCCUGUAGGAGCACUAUAUAUAACUCUGAAUGGGCCGGAGGGGGUGACGAAAGGUGCAGCUGAGGAGGAAAGAGAGGUGGGGAAAGGAGAAGAGAAAAGGAGAGUAAUGAUGAGAAUUGAAGAGGAGAGGAAGAUUGGAGUGGAUGAGUAGUGGGAGGCUUCAUUGCUUCGUCGUGGAUUCUCCCAUCCAACCUCUCCUGAACUGCUCGGUCCCGUUCUGUACAGUUCAAUUAUUUUACAGACAAUUUUGUGCCUUGUUCUAUUUCUUUCGUAAUUGUUGUCCUCCCCACCCCAAACCUGUUGACUCCACCAGUUCUUUUUUGCUGCAGUUAUCUUUUAGAGGAGAUGACACAGCACUUCUUCUCUUGUUGUCCUGCAGCUCCAUCUUAGCUUGUGUACCAGGCUUUUAGAAGCACCCUCUCUCUCGCUCUCUUUGUCUCUCUAUGCUGUGUACUGUAGAAGCAGCCAACAAUACAUUUUAGUAAUUUCCAGCUAAAACCUAUUGUAAACAACUCUUAUCAAUAUCAAACUAUACUGUCCCUCUUAACUCAAUCAUAAAUAUGACCUCUCCUGCUGUAUCAGACAUCCUGAAACAUCACUUUUAUUUUCAUUCUGUGGUUAAAAGACUGAAGUUGCUGCCAUGGUCAUAAGACUUGUUGAGUUGUUGUCUUAACUGUUACGCUAAGAGGUUCAAACCCCUUAAUGAGGUCACCUGGUGUGGGGUUAAGGUCACAAUAUGGUUUACUCUGGGUCAUCAUACUCAUACCCUCAAUGAUCAGUAAAUGACCAAUGUAAUAGUAAUGCUUGUACAUGUGUGUAAAUACAGUGCAUAUAUUACCCAGUAUUUUCAACACAGGUUCAAUCCUAGUUGAAAUAAUGCUCUUCUACAGAUAAAACAAGUUCAAUUGUG
Molecule: messenger RNA, 2287 nt
Organism: Salvelinus fontinalis (brook trout)
Lineage: Eukaryota; Metazoa; Chordata; Actinopteri; Salmoniformes; Salmonidae
Product: cell adhesion molecule 1-like
Exons: 11
Coding region: 76-1341 (421 amino acids)
Biological process (GO): cell recognition; detection of stimulus; susceptibility to natural killer cell mediated cytotoxicity
Cellular component (GO): plasma membrane; synapse; neuron projection
Molecular function (GO): signaling receptor binding
Source: RefSeq, a predicted model, not a curated record